This is a messenger RNA of Cinara cedri, 396 nucleotides long. NCBI's taxonomy places the organism in Eukaryota, Metazoa, Arthropoda, Insecta, Hemiptera, Aphididae. The record is from the annotation of a GenBank genome assembly.
AUGAAAUGCAUUUUUGAAGAUCAUUUAUCACAAAUUGUAAUCUGGUUUGAGAAGUAUUUUCAAAAUGAAAAUAAAUGGAUUCAAGUUCCGUUCAACUCCUUUGCUCCAACUGAUUUUGAUUCAAUUGAAAAAGAAAGUCUUAUCGAGUUGUUUUGUGACAAUAGUUUGAAAGCGAAAUUUGGUAGAAUGGAUUUAAUACAAUUUUGGAUUUCAAUGAAGGAUGAAUAUUCCCUAUUAAGUGAUAAAGCACAACGAAUCUUAAUUUCGUUUUCAACUUCUUAUUUGUGCGAAACUGGGUUCUCGGUGGUUGCAGUAAUAAAAACCAAGCAUCGAUCAAAAAAAAAAUGUAGAAAAAGAAAUGAGAGUGGCUGUGUCUACUUUAAUUCCAAGAUUUGA